Messenger RNA from Hypomesus transpacificus, 2098 nucleotides. RefSeq names its product growth arrest-specific protein 1. The transcript has a single exon. Gene Ontology annotation, biological process: regulation of cell cycle. The record is from RefSeq and is a predicted model, not a curated record. Bases 1126 to 1878 code for a protein of 250 amino acids. NCBI's taxonomy places the organism in Eukaryota, Metazoa, Chordata, Actinopteri, Osmeriformes, Osmeridae.
AAUACCAUUCUCUUCCUUUCUCUGCUAUCAAUCAAGGCUUAAAAACUCACUAGAAUAAAGAACAAGAGGGAGAGGAGAAACUGCGCGCGACAAUUAGUAAAAGUUUUAGGUGAAACCCUCACAGUGCUACGGUUUUUAUAGAGGUUUCUCUCCUCGGUUCCUAAUUAAAAGGGAACAGAUUUGUUUUUUUGCACUUAAAAUUGGAGCGGUAGGUUGCAGAUGUGAGGUUCUUGCUAUGGAAUGCGUUCUGUCGACUGCACUGGGGCUCGUGAGCCCCCACCACUGCCCCAGGCUUUGGCGUGUUUUGUAAUAGGAGAGAGAGACCACACAGGUCGUGAGUUUCAUGAAAUUUAUAAACAUUUUAUUUAUCCUGUAUAUGCCAUGAAGAUUGCCAAAAACUACGUUGCUAUAGAAAUGAGUCCCAGACUGACUCCUCAAUGACGACCAAUCGUUGACCAGAAUUGUAAAUGGGAGAGGGGGGAAGGAAAACUUUCCUUUCUUUUCGGUAGGAGGAGGGGAGUUGUGGAGAAAUGUUUAACGAAGCGUGAAGCGCAUGAGAGGGACAAAGACACAUAGCGGGAGAAAAUACGACAGUGGAGCCGUAAUUCAACUAAAGCAGGAUAUGGAAUACACAAAAACAAGACAUGCACCGAAGUUGAAGAUGUUUUGAAAACGAAUGCUAACACGACGUGCAUGCCAAUCCAAGGCAAACUAUACGACAGAAACUUUUGGGAUAGAAUGCGUCACAAUUUAGGCAACAGCCGAGGGUUGCAUGUGUUUGUUCUCUUGUUUUCUUCAUCGACACCACAUUUAUGGAAUAAGAAUACGUCUGUCGUGGAAACGGUAGAUUCUAAGUGGCGCUGUUUCAAUGCUAAGGAUUGCAACAUUGUUUCUCAUACUUUUCAGACAGUUGGGCUGAUGCAGGUUUCUGUCAGUGCCUAGCCAACUGUACAGCAUCUAUCUACGGCUUGGAAAAUAUAUUUGCUAACCUAUACAUUUAUAUCACUAUGAUCACGCCACUCGAAAGUGUUUUUUAGUUAAGUCUAAUUACUUUUUGACCAAUCUAAUGCCCUGUUCGACCUGGAGAAAUAGGUGCGUUUCGCCGAACUAAACUUCUAAUCAAGUAUGAAGAGUUGGCAUAGCGCUGGGGUGCUACUGUUGUGGGUGUUUGUAGUACUAGAUGCCCAGUUAAUAUGUUGGCAAGCUUUGUUCCGAUGCCACGACGAGCCCGAAUGUGAGCUUGCAUACAGUCAGUAUGUAGCCGCGUGCGAAGGAAACCUUCGAGGGACCAGGAGACAAUGCCCCAGCCACUGCAUCAACGCUCUGAUACGACUGAAUUACACUCGUAGUGGGCCAGACCUGGAGACCUGCGACUGUGGACAGGACGCCGAGUGCAUCAACACGAAGAGGGCGAUCGAGCCGUGCCUUCCCCGGAGGUAUCCAGGAGAUGCUGGUGGGAUCGGAUGCACAGAGGCCCGUCAGCGGUGUGAGGAGGACAGCAGCUGCCACACCUCCCUAACUGCCUACUUGUCAUACUGUGGACAACUGUUCAAUGGCAGGAAAUGCUCGUCAAAGUGCAAGGCCACCAUUCAACAGAUGCUCUUCAUACCAAAUGGCAUGCUCCUCAACCGCUGCGUGUGUGACGGCGUUGAGCGGCCAUUCUGUGAAGUUGUGAAGGAGAACAUGAGCAAACUUUGCUCCAUUGGAGACCACAGCGUCAUUUCAGACCAAGCUGAUAAGGACGAUGUGUAUGAAGAUGAAGACUAUGAUACAAAACUUGGUAGAGAGGAGAUUGAGCAGUACGAGAAAGACUCUGCUUCCAAAUUGUCAAUCUCCAUGGCCCUAGUGUACUUUACUCUUGCACGGAUACUAUAUUGAGACCGGGGUAAAAUUGCUGCUGCCAAGAAGAGCAAACAAGUUUUUGUACACCAUAAAGACCAGUGACUCUUUGCCAGUCUCCAUUUUGGUGGAAUGUUGCUGACUGAUUUGAGCCUCAAUCAUGGUGUGCAGCCCAUGUAACAGGGCAUGAUUAGAAUCAAAGUGUGAACUUUGAACCCUCAAGAUAAUAGUUCACAACAACAGAACAAUAGAACAGAAA